Epithele typhae is the source of this 1767-nucleotide messenger RNA. RefSeq names its product high nitrogen upregulated cytochrome P450 monooxygenase 2. The record is from RefSeq and is a predicted model, not a curated record. The transcript has 9 exons. Gene Ontology annotation, molecular function: iron ion binding; heme binding; monooxygenase activity. Bases 1 to 1767 code for a protein of 588 amino acids. NCBI's taxonomy places the organism in Eukaryota, Fungi, Basidiomycota, Agaricomycetes, Polyporales, Epitheliaceae.
AUGAACGCUACCCGCUUCGACGCUCUCGCCGCGAUCCCAUCCAUCCACCUCGCGCGCCAAGAAGCCUACAUCCUCUCUACCGCCGUUGGUUUGGCCAUCUACGUCGUCUUCAAGCGGUACGAGCCCGUUCAUGUCCACCACCACUUCUGGCUCCUACUGGCUCCGCCCCUUCUUCUCUUCACCCUCGUCCUCCAUCAACAUUUCCCACUCUCUCCCAUCCGUGGAGUGCUCGUUGCCUGCGCCAUGCACUGGGGCACAAUCAUCGCUGCGAUGCUCCUAUACCGCGCCUCCCCAUGGCACCCGCUCGCACGCUACCCCGGCCCAUUCGUGUACAGGCUUUCCAAGCUCGCGCUCGCGUGGACGACGAGCGACGGAAAGCAGUGGUUGCACGUCAACGCCCUCCACGACCGCUACGGAGACAUCGUGCGCAUCGGUGCGUUUACCUCCUUGGCCGAUCGCCCGAACGAGGUUUCGCUCCGGAACGCGUCCGCCAUCGUCCCCGUCCUCGGGCCCAACGGGCUCCCCAAAGGCCCACACUGGGCGGGGCGGAACAUGACGGACAGCGCGCAGCAGCUCGUGUCGCUCGUGGACGUGCGCGAGCACGCGCGGCGGCGGCGGCCGUGGGCCCGCGCGUUCAGCGGGCCCGCGCUGCGCGGGUACGAGGAGAUCAUGCGCCGGCGCGUCCGCCAGCUCGUCGAGCUGCUCGCGCGGCACGCGGCGGAGGACCGCGUCGCGGACGUCGGGAAGUGCGUCGGGAGCUUCACGUACGACUUCAUGAGCGACAUGGCGUUCGGCGGGGGCUCGGAGCAGAUGCGCGACGGGGACAAGGAUAGCAUUUGGGCGAUCAUGGAGCAGGGCCUUGCAGUCUCGCAGGUUAUGGGUCACUGCCCGUGGCUGGGCAUCUAUCUGGGCUACGUACCGAUGGCCGCAGCUCUGAUGAAGGCACUUCUCGAUUACGGCGAGGAGCGCGCCCUGAUCAGGAUCAACAGCGGUUCGCUCUCCAAGGACCUCUUCCACUACCUCAACAACGAGGACGGGAUGGAGAAGUCCCAGCCGCCGCUGGCCCAGGUCGCCAUCGACGGCGCGCUCGCCAUCGUCGCCGGGUCGGACACGACGUCCUGCGUGAUGACCAACAUCUUCUUCCUCCUGCUCACCCACCCGGACGUCUACGCCCGCCUCCAGGCCGAGGUCGACGCCGCGUUCCCGCGCGGCGAGGACGCGAUGGACGCCGCGAAGCACGCGGACAUGCCGUACUUGAACGCCGUCAUCAACGAGACGAUGCGCCUCUUCCCCCCGCUCCCCAGCGGCAGCCAGCGCGCCACCACGCGCGAGACCGGCGGGUGCAUGGCCGGAGAACACUACAUCCCGCCCGAGACGACGGUGAACGUGUCGUUCUACGCGAUGCACGUCGACCCGCGCAACUUCGCCCCGCGCCCGGCCGAGUUCUGGCCCGAGCGGUGGCUCGUCGCCGCCGGACAAGCGUCUCCACCGUCCGCCGAGGAGGCGGAGGAGGAAGGCGGCGGCAAGUUCGUGCACAACGCCGCCGCCUUCCUCCCGUUCUCGUACGGGCCCGCGAACUGCGUCGGCAAGGCGCUCGGCAUGCAGGAGCUGCGCGCGGUGCUCGCGCUCGUCCUGCAGCGGCUCCGGCUCCGGCCCGCGGAGGGCUGGGACGGGCCGGACGCGUACCGCGCGCGGAUGCGGGAGUGGCUGAUCGUCACGAAGCCGCCGCUGCCCGUGCGCGUCGAGGUGCGACCGGGCAAGUUCUGA